This is a messenger RNA of Capsicum annuum, 1395 nucleotides long. Its product is annotated as photosynthetic NDH subunit of subcomplex B 2, chloroplastic. Gene Ontology annotation, biological process: carbohydrate metabolic process. Gene Ontology annotation, molecular function: carbohydrate binding; catalytic activity. The record is from RefSeq and is a predicted model, not a curated record. NCBI's taxonomy places the organism in Eukaryota, Viridiplantae, Streptophyta, Magnoliopsida, Solanales, Solanaceae. Bases 167 to 1219 code for a protein of 350 amino acids. The transcript has 3 exons.
GAAAAUAAAAAGAGGGGUGGAAAAUGUCCAAGUUUGUUUAGAGAAAGAAAGGACGAAGUGGGGCUAGGCUUAGCCAGUAUGCACUCACUGUUGUGUGUUUGUGGAAGAUAAAGCUAAGGUCCCAAAAUUUGACUUUGUUAUUUCUUCUUCUUGUUGGUGGUUAAGAAUGGCUGCUGCAGCUCUUUUAUCUCUUUCUCUACCUAAGCUUAAUGUAAUUAAAGCUUCAGGCAGCACUAUCACUUGUGUUCCUGAGAAUCUUGAACCGAAAUUUGGUCGUAAAGGCAUCAAAUUUACAGAUGCAGGCACAGUUGAGCUGACAGUUAGAAAUGGAAGUUCCGUCAAGCUACAGAUAUCCAAUGCCCACAUCACUUCUUACAAGCCUAAAGUUCAUUGGAAAGAUGAUGGCUUUGAGGAAGUUCUUUAUACCCUUCCUCCAUCUUCUUCUUCUUCUUCUAAUUCCAGAGGUGGUAUUGGUUUAGUAAUCAAUGAAAUCGUGGAGCCUAAUCCUAAAGGAACAGCACCCACAACAGCUUCUGAAUGGACUGUCACAGAUGUUGAUUCUGACUCUAUUGAUGCCCUCCAGGUUGAAUUGAGCUGCACCCGAGGGACUCUGGAUAUUAACUAUGUGGUGUCGCUCUAUCCACUGAGCAUGGCAACAGCAGUUAUAGUGAAGAACAAUGGCCGAAAGCCUGUCAAGUUAACGACUGCUAUCCUAAGCCAUUUGAAGUCUAAGACAAGAGUGGGGACAGGAAUACAAGGACUCCGGAGCUGCACUUAUUGCACACAUCCUCCUUUGUCUUCUUCCUUUGAAAUUUUAUCUCCAGGGGAAGCUAUGAAAACUGAAGAUCCUGAUAUGUUCUCUUUUGGUUGGGAACCAGAGAAGAAGCCUGGUAUGUGGUCGACUCAAGAUGUGCCCAUCACUGUCCUGAAGCACAAGCUCAGUAGACUUUACAGUGUUCCACCAGAAGAAAAGGCAAAGGAAUUUUAUAAUUCAAUACCUUCAAAAUAUGAAACAAUCGAUCAGGGUCGUGAGCUCUUCUUCAGGAUAAUACGUAUGGGCUUUGAAGAUAUUUACUUAUCUAGUCCUGGUUCAUUUUCAGAAAAGUAUGGGAAGGAUUACUUUAUCUGCACAGGCCCUGCUUCAAUGUUGGUUCCUCUAGUUGUGAAUCCUGGUAAAGAGUGGAGAGGAGCACAAGUUAUUGAGCAUGAUAAUCUAUGAUUUUGCCUUCUACAUCUUCAGGACUCGAUUAAUUUUUUCUUUUCUUUUUACAUACAGCUUUAUUUUACAAGCUUUCUGUACCUCCUGAAUUCUUUGUCAAGAAACUGCAAUGUUAUCCAAUGCCAAAUGUACUUGGUUAUUCCUCAAGAAAAAGUUAUUGCACCAUCGCUUGGAAA